This is a messenger RNA of Gordionus sp. m RMFG-2023, 1373 nucleotides long. RefSeq names its product dnaJ homolog subfamily C member 25-like. The transcript has 11 exons. NCBI's taxonomy places the organism in Eukaryota, Metazoa, Nematomorpha, Gordioida, Chordodea, Parachordodidae. Gene Ontology annotation, cellular component: endoplasmic reticulum membrane. Gene Ontology annotation, biological process: protein folding. The record is from RefSeq and is a predicted model, not a curated record. The coding region runs from base 23 to 1060 and encodes 345 amino acids.
AUUUAAAAUUAGGUUAGUUGGGAUGUUUGAUACGUUAACUCUUAAAUUAAGUUUCAUAUUAUGCUUCCUUUCAUGCUUUACAGUAUCCGUCUUAUCUAUGUAUUGCGAAAGAGAAAAUUGCUAUGAUUUAUUAAAAGUUACAAGAAGCUCAUCAAAAUCGGAAAUUUCAAAAAGUUAUAGAGUAUUGGCAAAAGAAUAUCAUCCAGAUCGUCACAAAUCUCAGGAAGACAAGGAUAAAUAUGGAAAAUUAUUUAUGCAAAUUGCUCAGGCUUAUGAAGUACUCAAAGAUGAAGAAACACGUAAAGAAUAUGAUUAUAUGUUGGAUCAUCCUGAUGAAUACUACAGAAAUCAUUAUUAUUACUACAGAAGAAGGUAUUCUCCUAAAAUGGAUGUUAGAAUUGUUAUCGCUGUUAUAAUUGCAAUAAUAUCUUUAAUACAGUAUUUGACUGCGUGGCAAAAGUACAAUGAGGUGCUCAACUAUUUUUUAACCAUUCCCAAAUAUCGCAUAAAAGCCAAAGAAAUAGCCGAAAAUCAGGGCCUGCUCUCUGACCUCUAUGGCCCAUCCGCUAAAAGGUUGAAUCGUCAAAAAAACCUUAAAAUGAGCAAAGAGGAUAUGAAAUCGGAAGAAGAAAGAAUCCUUAAAAAGAUCAUUCGAGAACAAAUGGAUGUCAAGGGCGCCUACGCCAAGCCCGAAUGGACGGAUCUUAUAGUCGUUAAACUCGUUCUCUUGCCGUAUUCUCUUUACGAAUACCUGAACUGGUAUGCCAGAUGGAUUUACAAAUUCGAUUACCUCAAAUUAGAAUACGGAAUGGAAGAAAAAUUAUAUUUGAUUCGCAAGUUCAUGAAAAUGAGCCAGUGUCAAUUCGAUCAAUUUACGGAGGAGGAAAAGGAGGAAUACUUGGAACAGACGCUUUGGAUAAAAACUAAUUUUGACGAAUGGAAAAAGGUCAAAGACGAAGAAGCCAAGAAAAAAUUGCUUCAGAGCGGCAAAUACAAAAACUACAAGCGAUGGAUGAGGAAAGGGGGGCCGGGCCAAAUUUCUUUCGUUGAAGAUGAAUAAGAAUUUAUUUUAUUUUAUUUAUUAAUAAUUUUAAAAUCGCGACGUAUUUUUUUUUAUUUACCAAAAAAAUUUUAUACUAGAAAAUUGUGACCGAGUAAAAUUAUUCUUGGUGCAAACAUUAAAUUCGACUUAUGUAUAUUUUUUUAAAUUAAAAAUGGUCUAAACAAAAUCGUCGAUUUCAAUAACUUAUACUCCUCACGCCUAAUAUAUUAUAUAAAAAAAUGUUUUUAUAUGAUUUAUUUCGGAAAUGUUUUUGCUAAUAUUUAUUAUGAAUUCAAAUGCUAAAAAGGCUAAAUUUUUUCGCAAAAUGUUA